Messenger RNA from Aricia agestis (brown argus), 1645 nucleotides. RefSeq lists its product as uncharacterized. The transcript is spliced from 3 exons. Gene Ontology annotation, biological process: DNA recombination; DNA integration. NCBI's taxonomy places the organism in Eukaryota, Metazoa, Arthropoda, Insecta, Lepidoptera, Lycaenidae. The record is from RefSeq and is a predicted model, not a curated record. Gene Ontology annotation, molecular function: DNA binding. The coding region runs from base 239 to 1645 and encodes 468 amino acids.
CCAAGGCGAGGCCCACUACUCGCAGGCAGCAGACGGGCCAAACGCCACGCCAACAACAGCCUGCUGCGGCACGGACCAGACCUGUGACACAGAGAAGGAACGGUCAACCUUACUCGAGGUCAUCCAAACAAAACCGCCGUCAGUAGACGAGGUGUGUUAUGCAGUUUCAGCAUGUCCAGCCAUAGAAUAUGGUUGGUUAUAUUUAAAACAGUUAGAGAGGUGUAAAUAUCUUAAUUUAAUGGAAAAUAAUGAUUAUAAUGAGUACAUGACAUUACCUAGUUCACUUUUGCCGGAUUUGAAUUGGUGGCUUAGCUCCAUAAUGCAUUCAAAUAACAGUAUCAAAGAUGACAAUAACUAUUGUCUAGAAAUAUUCUCUGACGCCUCAACUACGGGGUGGGGUGCCAGCUGUGGAGACCAAAGGGCUAGCGGCAGAUGGUCACAAGAGGAAAUUCACUUUCAUAUAAAUCAAUUGGAACUUCUUGCAGCAUAUUUUGCCCUAAAGAUAUUCUCAAAAAAUUACAGUAACUGUAAUAUUUUAAUGAGGGUUGAUAAUACAACAGCUAUUAGCUACAUCAAUCGUAUGGGAGGUAUACAAUAUCCUCAUCUUUCAAAGGUAGCAAGGGACAUUUGGCAGUGGUGUGAACCAUCGGAACAUCCACAGAAACAUUACCCUGGUUGCAGGGAUUUUGUCAGGACAGCGUUGUUACAACGAGAAAUCCCAAGUGCUUCAGCUGAUAUAAUUUUAGCUUCUAUAUCAGAAAGUACCUUAAAACAAUAUGAUGUAUGCUACAAAAAAUGGUAUGAUUUUUGUGUUACUAAUAUGAUAAAUAUGUUUGAACCUUCAGUUCCUAUGAUUAUACAAUUUCUUACCAAGAUUUUUGUAGAUGGUGCCCAAUAUGGGACUAUCAAUUCAUAUAGAUCUGCUCUUUCUUUUAUCAUUAAAAAAUUACCUGAUGAUGAUAGGAUUUCCAGGUUUUGUAAGGGUGUGUUUAAAUUAAGACCGUCAUUACCACGUUAUACCUUUACUUGGGAUGCAGGUGUCACAAUUAACUAUUUAGCAACAUUAUUUCCAAAUGAAAAUUUGACACUUGAACAGUUAACUAAGAAGUGUGUUACUCUGUUGGCCCUAGUCACUGCACACAGAGUGCAAACAUUGUCGAAAAUUAAAUUAAAUGAAAUAGUCUAUUGUAAUGAUAAAAUAAUGAUUAAAAUCUGUGAUUUAAUCAAAACUUCAAGACCAGGUAUGAAACAACCAUUAUUAUACCUACCUUAUUAUUGUGAACGUCCUGAGAUUUGUCCUGCUAGUACAUUAAGAGCUUACAUAGACAGGUCUAAAGAUAUUAUAAGACCAGAAAAUUAUCUUUUUGUCAGCUUUAGAAAACCAUAUAAAAAUGUAUCUCCUCAGACGCUCUCUCGUUGGAUUAAAAUUACAUUACAGGAUAGUGGGAUUGACGUUUCCAUAUUUAAGUCUCACAGUACAAGACAUGCAGCAACUUCUAUGGCCAAGAAAAUGGGCAUUAAUAUAGAUAAUAUCAGACAAGCUGCUGGAUGGAGCGGCAAUUCCUCUACCUUUGCUAGGUUCUAUGAUAGACCUAUUAUUGACAAAGACAACCUGGCUUUGGCAAAUACGCUGUGUUCCUUAUAA